Sorex fumeus (smoky shrew) is the source of this 3471-nucleotide messenger RNA. It is a transcript of the gene CYLD, whose product is annotated as CYLD lysine 63 deubiquitinase. NCBI's taxonomy places the organism in Eukaryota, Metazoa, Chordata, Mammalia, Eulipotyphla, Soricidae. The record is from RefSeq and is a predicted model, not a curated record. Gene Ontology annotation, cellular component: cytosol. Gene Ontology annotation, molecular function: K63-linked deubiquitinase activity; cysteine-type deubiquitinase activity. Gene Ontology annotation, biological process: protein K63-linked deubiquitination; necroptotic process; regulation of mitotic cell cycle. The transcript is spliced from 17 exons. The coding region runs from base 236 to 3094 and encodes 952 amino acids.
CCGCCACCCGGGGCGGUCCGGAGGCGGGGCAGGUGGGGGCGGGCCCAGGUAGCAGGUUCGGCUGCGCUGGGGCUCGCGCGUCGGAGGCACUUGGAUCUGCUGACUUUUCACAGCAUGGACACCAAAUGGCUAAAAACGGGCUUUGGGACUGCCAGUGAAUUUGACUUUUGCAGUUUUACUCCAGACUUAGAAGUUCCCUUUUCUUUUGAGUUAAGAUUUUAGAGUUACUCUCACAAUGAGUUCAGGCUUAUGGAGCCAAGAGAAAGUUACUUCACCCUACUGGGAGGAGCGGAUUUUUUAUAUGCUUCUUCAAGAAUGCAGUGUGGCAGACAAACAGACCCCGAAGAUCCUUAAAGUCCCGAAAGGGAGCAUCGGACAGUAUCAGGAUCGCUCCUUGGGACACUCGAGGAUUCCUUCUGCAAAAGGCAAGAAAAAUCAGAUUGGAAUAAAAAUCCUCGAGCAGCCACAUGCAGUUGUUUUUGUGGAUGAAAAAGAUGUUGUUGAAAUAAAUGAGAAAUACGCAGAGUUGCUUUUGGCAAUUACCAAUUGUGAAGAGAGGUUCAGCUUGUUUAAAAACAAAAAUAGACUCAGCAAAGGUCUCCAAAUAGGUGUGGGCAGCCCCGUGAAAGUACAGCUGAGAUCUGGGGAAGAGAAGUUUCCUGGUGUGGUGCGCUUCCGAGGACCCCUGUUACCAGAGAGGACAGUGUCGGGGAUAUUCUUUGGAGUAGAAUUACUGGAAGAUGGUCGUGGCCAAGGCUUCACUGAUGGACUCUAUCAAGGGAAGCAGCUUUUUCAGUGUGAGGAAGAUUGUGGCGUAUUUGUUGCGUUGGACAAGCUUGAGCUCCUCGAAGACGAUGACAAUGGACUGGAGAGUGAUUACGCAGGUCCUGUGGACACAAUGCCUGUCGAGCUCCCUCCGCUGGAAAUUAACUCCAGAGUUUCCUUGAAGCUCGGAGAAACUGUGGAAUCGGGAACAGUCAUAUUCUGUGAUGUUUUGCCGGGGAAGGAAAGCUUAGGAUAUUUUGUUGGUGUGGACAUGGAUAAUCCUAUUGGUAACUGGGAUGGAAGAUUUGAUGGAGUCCAGCUUUGCAGUUUUGCAAGUGUUGAAAGUACAAUUCUUUUGCAUAUCAACGAUAUCCUCCCAGAUAAUGUGACACAGGAAAGGAGGCCUCCCAAACUUGCCUUUAUGUCAAGAGGUGUUGGGGACAAAGGUUCUUCCAGCCAUAGUAAACCAAAGGUUACAGGAUCUACCUCAGACCCUGGAAAUAGAAACAGAUCUGAAUUAUUUUAUACCUUAAAUGGGUCUUCUGUUGACUCACAACCACAACCCAAAUCAAAAAAUACAUGGUACACUGAUGAAGUUGCCGAACAUCCCGCAAAAUCACUUACAGAGUUGCCUCCAGAGUUUGGACAUGCUUCGCCACCUCCGCAGCCUCCCUCUUUGAACUCGUUGUCCAGUGAGAACAGAUUUCACUCUUUACCGUUCAGUUUGACCAAGAUGCCCAACUCCAACGGGAGUAUUGGCCACAGCCCGCUCUCACUGUCGGUGCAGUCCGUGAUGGGGGAGCUGAACAAUGCCCCUGUCCAGGAGAGCCCGCCCCUGGCCCUCUCUGCUGGCAACUCACACGGGCUGGAGGUGGGCUCCCUGGCUGAAGUUAAGGAGAACCCGCCCUUCUACGGGGUUAUCCGCUGGAUCGGUCAGCCUCCAGGACUCAGUGAAGUGCUCGCUGGACUGGAACUGGAAGACGAGUGUGCCGGCUGCACAGAUGGCACCUUCCGGGGCACUCGCUACUUCACCUGUGCCCUGAAGAAGGCGCUGUUCGUUAAACUGAAGAGCUGCCGGCCGGACUCGAGGUUUGCGUCCCUGCAGCCAGUCCCCAAUCAGAUCGAGCGCUGCAACUCCUUAGCAUUUGGAGGCUACUUAAGUGAAGUAGUAGAAGAAAAUACGCCACCAAAAAUGGAAAAAGAAGGUUUAGAGAUAAUGAUUGGAAAGAAGAAAGGUAUCCAGGGUCAUUACAAUUCUUGUUACUUAGACUCAACCUUAUUCUGCUUGUUUGCUUUUAGUUCUGUUUUGGACACUGUGUUACUUAGACCCAAAGAAAAGAAUGAUGUAGAAUAUUACAGUGAAACUCAAGAGUUACUGAGGACAGAAAUUGUUAAUCCUUUGAGAAUAUAUGGAUACGUGUGUGCCACAAAGAUCAUGAAACUGAGGAAAAUUCUUGAAAAAGUUGAGGCUGCCUCAGGGUUUACGUCUGAAGAAAAAGAUCCUGAAGAGUUCUUGAAUAUUCUGUUUCAUCAUAUUUUAAGGGUAGAGCCUUUAUUAAAAAUAAGAUCAGCGGGUCAAAAAGUACAAGAUUGUUACUUCUAUCAAAUAUUUAUGGAAAAAAAUGAAAAGGUUGGAGUGCCUACAAUUCAGCAGUUGUUAGAAUGGUCAUUUAUCAACAGUAACCUGAAAUUUGCAGAGGCACCAUCAUGUCUGAUCAUUCAGAUGCCUCGAUUUGGAAAAGACUUCAAACUUUUCAAAAAAAUUUUUCCUUCUCUGGAAUUAAAUAUAACGGAUUUACUUGAAGACACCCCCAGGCAGUGCCGGGUGUGUGGCGGGCUCGCCAUGUACGAGUGUCGAGAGUGCUACGAUGAUCCCGACAUCUCGGCUGGGAAGAUCAAGCAGUUCUGUAAAACCUGCAACAAUCAAGUGCACCUGCAUCCCAAGAGGCUGAACCACCAGUAUAACCCCGUGUCGCUGCCCAAGGACCUGCCCGACUGGGACUGGAGGCAUGGCUGCAUCCCCUGUCAGAAGAUGGAGCUUUUCGCCGUCCUCUGCAUAGAGACCAGCCACUACGUGGCGUUCGUGAAGUACGGGAAGGAUGACUCGGCCUGGCUCUUCUUCGACAGCAUGGCUGACCGAGAUGGUGGUCAGAACGGCUUCAACAUUCCCCAAGUGACGCCCUGCCCCGAGAUUGGAGAGUACUUGAAGAUGUCUCUGGAGGAACUGCAUUCCUUGGACUCCAGAAGGAUCCAAGGCUGUGCACGGAGACUCCUGUGUGACGCGUACAUGUGCAUGUACCAGAGCCCGACCAUGAGCCUGUACAAGUGACGGGGAGCGCGUCCGCAGCAGAGCCUGGCGCACGCACGGGUCUCCGGCGGAAACUCCACGCGGGCUGGCAGUGCUGUUCCACGUCCAUUGCCGGCAAUGGAUGUCUUUGUGGUGACGAUCCUGCGGAAAAAGGAUUCCUGUGUUUCAAUACAAAUCGCUUUUGUGUUACUGAAGUAUUUAAUAAGAAGCAUUUUGCACUCUAGAAAGUACGUUUUUGUGUUGGUUUUUUAAGAAGUCUAAAUGAAGUUAUUAAUACCUGAAGCUUUAAGUUAAGUGCAUCGAUCAUAAGAUAUUUUUGGAAGCAUACUGUUUUAAUUGUGACAGUUUAAAACCUCUUUUAGUCCAUUGAGAAUGUAAAUAAAUGUGUCUUCUUUAUG